Molecule: messenger RNA, 10866 nt
Organism: Sarcophilus harrisii (Tasmanian devil)
Lineage: Eukaryota; Metazoa; Chordata; Mammalia; Dasyuromorphia; Dasyuridae
Gene: SLX4
Product: SLX4 structure-specific endonuclease subunit
Exons: 15
Coding region: 521-6040 (1839 amino acids)
Biological process (GO): DNA replication; meiotic DNA double-strand break processing; interstrand cross-link repair
Cellular component (GO): nucleus; Slx1-Slx4 complex
Molecular function (GO): DNA binding; enzyme binding
Source: RefSeq, a predicted model, not a curated record
GCGUGCGCAAGGGAGAGUGAGCCUGCGCCUGCGCGGGCGAGGACACGGCCCUUGGCGGAGCAGCGAGUCUCUGUUGCCCGAGCCUUUGGGAGUUCCUGAAGUACUCUCCAUAAUUAACCAAGCUUUUUUCACUACCAUGAAGAUUUUAGAUUAUCACCUGAAUUCCAAGUAGGUAUAUACUCUGCUUUAGAAGUUCAUGUUGAAAAACAAGAAAUUCUUCCAGCUGUGAAUUUUUACAGAGGGAUACCUAAAAGAUUGUAUUUAACUAAAGAGACCAAACUGAAGAGAAAUGUUUUAAACUACUAUGGAAAGCAAAAAAAUAUAUUUUGCUCUCAUUAAAACAUAAAUAUACAUACUGUGAAAGUGUCCUGGUGGAAUAAGCAGAGGCGCAAAAACAAAGACAAAUCCUAGUUUUAAAUAGAUUUAUACUUACAAUUUUGCUCAAAUUCUCCUCUAUGCAUGGAUAUACUGCUUCUCCUCUGGAUAUCAAUCUGAAUGUGUUAAAGAAAAAAACCAGUUGAUGGAUGAGUCGGAUGAUGAUUUUAAUGAGCUAUGCUCCAAACUUCUUCGAAGAGUGAGGAAGAAAGGGGCCAAAGAAGGCCUAAGAGAAACAAGGACUCAGAAGGAGGCUAGUAGCAUUCAAACAAAAAGCAAAUCGAAAAGGACCAAACUUUCAACUAAGACCAAAGCCAGCCAUGACUCCACAGAAAAGAAAAAGGAGCUGGGCAAGAGAGGUCUGGUACCAGGGAAUGAAGGAAAAUAUGAAGAUCCUUCCCAUGAAAGUAGAGUGGCUCCCACUUCAAAAAGAGAGGAAGAUGUGCUUGCAGCUGCUCAAAAAGAGUCUGUGCCACAACCAAGUCAACCAAAAAACUGGACAGUAGGUGUUCCAGAGGACUCUUCUCAAUCAGCAUCACACUCUUUGAGUGCUCUGUUACCAAGUGUCUCCAAACCUCGGACAGCAGAGCUGGUGUUGCAAAAAAUGCAGCAGUUCAAGAGAGCAGAUCCAGAGAGAUUGAAACAUGCUCCUGAAGGUUGUUCAGUAGAAAGUAUAUUUAAAGAAAAUGUCCCAAAAUCCAUUCAGGAAGAGGAUACACUGAAUAAUGGAAACAUGCCAGGGUUUUCUCUGACAGAGAGUGAUGCAGCUCUGGCUUUGGCUUUGCAGCAGGAAUUUGGUCAGGAGACCCCCCAGAAUUCAGAGAGUCUGGAACAGGAGGGUUUGUUUUUCUGCCAGAUUUGUCAGAAAGAUCUCUCAGCCAUGAAUGCCACUCGAAGGGAACAGCAUGUUAACAGAUGCUUAGAUGAGUCAGAGAAGUCAUUGGAACCUGCCUCUAUUGCACCUAAGAUCCCAGAAUGCCCAAUCUGUGGCAAGCCAUUCACUACUUCAAAAAGCAGAAAUAGUCAUUUGAAACAGUGUGCAGUCAAGAUGGAAGUGUCUCCUCAACAACUGGUCCAGGCGGUCAGAAUGCAGACAUUUCAAUCCAGUGAGUGCUUCCCAUCAGCAUCAAGCAAGCCAACUGGUGAAUCAAAGAGAAAAGGAUCAACCAAUGAAAAGAAACCACAAAAAAGGCGUAAGAUAUCCAGGACAGAGGCUGUGUCAGAGGACCUGCUUGUUGCAAUGGCAAUGUCCCAUUCUCUGAUGGAGGAAUCAAAUGCUGUGACAAACGAUAAUCUUGGAAAUGUGAUUCCAAACAGCAUAAGGCCAGGAGCAGAGAAGAAAGGUCGCAAAAGAAAACUUGUUUCCCCACCUCCAUUGUUAGUUCAAGAUUCAAAGACUUACCUUCAACAGAUACAGGAUCGAGUUGCUAUUCUACUCACAGAGGAACUAGAGUUAUCCAGCACUCCAACACUUCCCCUGAGCAAAAUUUUGAAAGAAGAGAUGGGCAAGGCACAUUGGUGUCUGCUGCAGCCUGAGGAGCAACAAGGCAUUCUGUGGAAGGGCAGCUCCUUGACAGGAGCUUGGCCUCUGGAAUCUUUUUAUGCUAAAGGAUUAGAUCCUCUUAUUUUACCUUGGAAACCUCCAAAGAAUUCAGAAAAGGGGCCUAUGCUGCCAUUAAUGGCAUUUAGCCAAUCCAAACCAGAUGUGCAAGAGCUGCCUGCUUUCAGUGAUUCUACUUCUGAAGGUUUUAACUUAAAAACUCCAGAAGAGCUUAAUUCCAGGAGGCGGUCACUUUCCUGUAGCCAAAAAGACCAUCAGACUCUGCAGGUCCUUUUAGAUCUUGCAGGAGAAGGGCUAACUCUCACCCAGUGGAGCAACAAUGCUGAAACUCAUUCCAGAAGUCCAUCAGGGAAAGAUCUGGAAUCUUGUGAUCUUCCAUUGACUGGAUUUGUCUUGUCAUCCAAAGAGAAGAAAUACCAGAGAAGCAGCAGUUCUGCAUUGUCACUUAGUUUGCUAUCUGCUGAUUUUGGUGCAAUGGUCAACAACCCUCACCUCAGUGAUGUGCAGUUUCAGAUGGACUCUGGAGAUGUGCUGUAUGCUCACAUGUUUGUGCUUUAUGCACGAUGUCCACAGCUCAUUCAAGUUGUACACAAUGAAGGUUUCUUUGUAGUGGAAGAUGGGAAUUUGAGGACACGAAGGGUCCUUUUGAAUGACGUGAGCACUGAAACAGCUCACCUGUUUCUACAGUACCUGUACACAGCUGAUCCUGACAUUCCUGCCCACCUGCUCGCCGACUUGCAGUCACUAGCCCUCAGGUUUGGAGUAAAGGAACUUGUUGAUCUAUGUGAAAGUAGCCCAGAGGCUACUGAUACUAAUUCAGAAGAUGGUAUGUUUUUAAUGGGGAAAGAAGAAGAAGAUUGUGAAAGUAGAGCAGAAAAUUUCCAAGAACUAUUGAGGUCAAUGUGGGUAGAUGAAGAUAAGGAAUCUGAGCUUUUGCCUAAAUUGGAAGACCAGGAAGAAGAUGACAGAGAGAAAGUAAAUGAAGAGGAAAUGGAUGAAAUUUAUGAGUUUGCUGCUACUCAGCAAAAAAUGCUUCAAGGGAAAUGUCAGACAAACAAAGAUUCGGUAGCUAGCCAUCCAAGGGAGGAAAUUCCAGUGUUUGAAUGUCUACCAGCAAGUGUCACGUUAAAAAAACAGAUGGAUGAUACUUAUAAAAUAGACUCUUCUGAACAAGCUAAUGAUCAAGAGCCAAGUAUAAAUAACAAUUUAAAUAUUAAGCAUUUCACUCCUGUGGCAUGCCAGGAAAAGAUUCCAGAUGAUGAGGGUGGUAUAGAGUCUCCUAAAAAAGAUUGUUCACCAAAGCCAACUAAAACUGUUACUCAUUCUAGUACUUCUCAUCUUUUGGUAGAAGAUAGAGGAGAUAAACUCAGAGAAAAACUCACAUCUGUAGAUUCAGCCCAUGAUUUUGAUCUUGAUAAGAGUUGUAAUGAACUUUUUUCAGUGACUGAAAGAGAAUAUUAUGAGCCCUCCCCAAUACACUGCAAUCCAAAGAAACUAAAAGAGACUUUUCCAGUGAAAGAAGUUUCUGGUUCUCCCAUUCUUUGCCAGACACCUCCAUUGCAGCUAGACUUUCUUCCAUCACACUGUCAGAGUCCUUCCAAUUCACAAUUUUUUUCUCAGUGUAGACAUGAUUCAUCCCCAUUGUCUCCUCAAUUAAAAAGGAAAUUUUCCAAGAUAGUCUCUUCUCCAAUUUUAAUGGAAAAACAAAAGGAAAACAAUGAUAUCCUCACUUUAUAUGAAGACCCAGAUUGCAAGGACAGCAGUGAAUGUGGUUAUAUUGCAAGCCAUAAAAAUACAGCAGUCCUGACUUCUCCAGCUAAGCCUCCGUCCAUUGACCUAACUCAACCAAAAUCUUAUGAAAGGCUGUCCCAGUCGAAUAUCAGAUCUCAGAAUUCCCCAUCACAAGUGAACAAAGAUGAUGAUGUUAUCCUUUUGUUGGAUUCAGAUGAAGAAAUGGAGCUAGAACAGACCAAAAUGAAACCAGUUUCUGAUAGUCCCUGUAGAGAAAGAAAAACACCCAGAACCUUUGUAGGCAAAGGCAAGGAAGUGAAGAAUAGUCUCAAAGCAUCUAAACCUUUUCUAAUAAUUGAUAUUGAUAGUGAUCCUCCAAGGUAUUCUCAAGGCUCAAUAGCCACAGAAGUUGGGAUACAUACAGAUGUUCUCAGUGAGAUGCAGUCACACAGUAAGGAGAAGAGUUGUUUGGAUGAUGAGUUGGAUUUUAGGCCAGUCACCAGACAUGAGGAAAGCAGUACCACAGACACUUCAUGGUUGGUUCCAGCCACUCCUCUUACGAACAGAAGCCAUGACUGCUCAUCCCACAUGCGAAUCACAAGCAUCAUCUCUAGGCCGUGUGUUUCUAAUUUUCAGGAUAAAGUUUUACAGGGCAAGACUAAAGUCCUAAUAGAAGAUAAAGAUGUUAAUGAAAUAACAGACAAAGACUCUAUAAAUGGACCUAAGACAUCAUCUCAUCUGGUAUCCAUUACUUCAGAAACCAAAUCACUCUCAGAAACCUCAGUCAAUGAGAGAUAUUCUUAUAGAAGCCCUACAAUUCAAUAUUCAAAUGUUAAUAAGAACUUUUCUACAGUAGAACCAAUUCAGAUUUCACCUGAGCAUGCUGAUUUAGUUAAACAGUCUCUGGAAAGCCCAUCAUCCCAGUCAAGGCUUUCUUCUGCCGACAACAAACCUGUAAUGAUCCAAAAUGUGUGUAGUGAAGUGGUAGAAGUUGUGGAUAGUGAAGAAGAGCAAGAUCUUGAUCCUUGUCCUCUAAGUAGCAGCUUACUACUAAACAGUGACCCCCCAAUUCCAGUUGAUGAUGACUGCUGGAAUAUUGAACCUCUCUCACCAAUUCCAAUUGAUAAUUUGAACUUAGAGAGGACUGGCCACCCAAGUACUAGUAGUCCCAACAAUAAAGUGUGUGAAACGCUAAAUAACAGGGAGAGAAACUCCCCUGGAACCCUGAGCAGCACUUCUGUUUGUGGAAGUCCUAUGGGCAAAAGAAGAUCUUUACACUAUAAUGAAAAGAGAUCCUCCUGUGCAGGUUCACCUGGAAAUAGUAAUGUAAGCUAUUUGAAUUCAGCUCUGUGGGAUGAUUGGGAUGGAGAACAAAAAUCUACAGAAAUUCUUCCUUUGGCUAAAAGAUUGUCAAAUGAGGAAUCAAGUCAAGAACUGGAAAUGUUAAAGACUCCAAAAGUUGCUAAUCAGAAGACUAAUAGACCUCCCAAAGUUCCUAUAACUCCAAUGCCAAGUUAUUCUAUCAUGGAAACACCAGAAUUAAAGAAAGAAUUGAAUAGAUUUGGAGUUCGUCCUCUCCCCAAACGCCAGAUGGUACUGAAACUGAAGGAGAUUUUCCAGUACACCCACCAGAUCCUGCCAUCUGACUCUGAGGAUGAAAUUCAGGCUUUGCAGGCAUCCCCUAAAUUGAUGGCAGAGCCUUGCUGCCUGACUCAGACAACUUCUCAAGUCAAGACUUCAGGAGCAGUGAGUGAGUUACCGCCAGCUUCCUCCAGCUGUGCACUGCCCAGUGUAGAGGGAAGUCAGUCAGAAGUUUCAGAGAACUUAUCCAGCAUCAGUCACCAAAGGCUAAAGAAUCUCUCUAAAAUCCAAAGCAGAAGGAAGCGGCGACAUAAAGCCAUUGUAACAUUAACACAACCACCACCUGAAGAUGUGCACCUAGACCCUGCCAAUGAUAAUCAUCUCUCAAUGUCUCAGAAAUCCAUUGCUUCUUCUACAGAUGAAAGUGAAAACUCCUUUGGUUCACAAAGUUCUAUUGCCAGUGAAUUUGAAACAGUGUUUGAAUCUGAAGGGGAAGAAGAGGAGGAGAUCACUGCUUCUCAAGCUGCUGCUCACGUGGCUGACAAAGAGGAGGCAGUAAGACGCUACAUCCGAUCACAUCCAGCCCUUUACCAGAAAAUUCUCCUUUACCAGCCCUUUGAGCUUGCUGACUUGCAGGCAGAGCUGAAACAGAAUGGCAUUAAAUUUGCCAUGGGAAAGCUGUUAGAUUUUCUGGAUGCUCACUGCAUUACUUUUACCACAGCUGGAUCCAGAAAAGAAAAGUUGAAGAAGAAAUUGCAGCCAGGUGCCAAAAAAAGGGGGAAACGCUAUUGAUGACGGUCACCCCUUUCUCUUCUGCAUUUGCCCAUCACCAGCCUGGAACUCUCAUAAUCCUCUACCUGCACAGAGGAGUACUGGAAUUUUUCAUCAUCAGAAAGCCAUGUGUUUGAAGCCUUCCUCCCAAAUUGACUCUUCCUCUAAUCUGAUAUUUAUUACCUUCUCUUCUCACUUCCUCUCUCCCCCAAAGGGGCAUUUUUAGAUGCUAGCCUUUCUUGACCAUCUGUCUUUUUGUGAUGUUUGUCUCCAGAAGUCUCUCUUUCUCUCUCUUUUUUUGUUUUUAUACUUUCAAAUGUUUUCAUCACUGUUUUGGAUAAUGGAAUUCCAGUAUAGAAAAGAAAGUUUGCACAUUACAUUUUUACAACUGGGAAAUGGAUUUGCUGAAAAUGUCUUCAAAAUGGCAAAGGCUAAGAAAAACAACCUGUUGAGGUUCUUUAAUGAGAGACAUAAUAUAAAAAACUGAAAGAAAGAAAGAAAUGUAAAGAAAAUUAAAGGGAAAAAAACAAGGAGCUAAAUGCAAGAUCCAGGAUGAUCUCUUGCUUCUCUUGGGUUUUAUCUUUUUCUUUCAACUCUUACCUUUUGGAUCUCUUUUCAUUUGCAGUAACUUUGUCAUUAGAUCUACUGUUUUUAUCCAGUCCUCGUUCUUUUUAAUCUUUUGUCUCGUUCCUACAUUCAAAUUUUGCCUCCAACUUCUGGGUAUUUUCUGCAUUUAGAAAUGGAAUCACCAGAACUUCAGGUAAAGGACUUUAAUCAGGAGGGUCGACAUGUGUGUUCCAGAUCCAGGCCUUGUCCCUUCCUCUCUUAGGCUUUAGUUCUACCUACAGUGUUAUUAUAUAUAAUGAUUUGCACCAAUCUUAGAUUUUAUCCUUUUUCAUUAUGAAGAGAAUUAUCUCUUUGUUCUUGUGUUUUAGCAACUUUUUGUUCCUUAUGCUUUCCAUCCCUGAAGGUCAUUCUUGGAUACAAAUACUUCCUUGCUCACAUCUUAAAGAAUUCUUCCUUCUUCUUUCUUUUUUUCAUUGUGGGUCUUGGCUCAUUUGCAUUCUCAGUUGAGGUAUCAUUGAAACUGGUUUGGGAUACCUCCUUGCACUGCCUGCUUGUGUAGGAAGGACUCCGUGUAAAUGGCAGACUGGCAGCACUGAGCAGUUGACUGUUUAUGACUCCAUGGAAUCAGCCCCUGUAAGAGACCAAUUGUUAGGGUUUUUUAUGAGCUGUAAAAUGGUGAGGACAAAAAUGUAGUAUAAUAGAUUGGAAAAGAAGGGAAGAUUUGAUGUCUGCAAUCAGUAUUAAUGUUUUUGUCUUUUGUAAAUAGCAUAAUUUGAAUUUUGUGUGAUAUAAAAUUAAAAAGUGCUUUAUAAGAAUUGUUUAGAUGUUAAGCUUCUCACAAACUUAUGGCUUUUCUGCUUUUUAUAGGAAGUUAUUCUGGAACUUUCCUUCAUGCUUUUGUAAUAAGGAGCUCCCCUGAGUCUAUCCCUUUGCCCUCUCUGACCUAUCGAAAAGUAAUAUGCAUUCUUCAUCAUAAGUGUAGCUAACAUGCUUGGGACUUAAAAGAGUUACAUAACUUUCCAGAAUAGCAAAUGUCAGAGUCAGGACUUAAGCUUGGUUUUCCCAACUUCAACUUCAGUGUUUUUCACCACUACACAAGAUGCCUCAUCUCACCACAUUUCUUUGUGGUCUCAUUAGGAAAGAUCCAAAACCAGUUUUUUGUUCUAGGGUCUCAGAGAACAUCAUAAUUAAAUAUGUGCAUGUCAGUUCUGUUAUUCAGAAAAAAACAACUUCCCUUCCCUCUCGGAGCUCUCUUUCACAAUGAUAUAAAUACUUCAAAGCGAAAUUACAAAUUAAUAUAUUAGGAAACAGUAAUUGGACUUAUCAGGGAACUCCAAAUGAGAAUACUUCCCAUGUAGGUUGAUACCUUCUCUGUAACUUCGAAUAUUAGAGAAUUCCUAGAGUGAUUUGCUGAGAGUUACACAGCCAGAAGAUGUCAGAGAUAAUGUAGUAGACAGAGUCCUCAAGUCAAGGAAGACUUAAAUUCAAGUUUUAUCUCUGACGUGGCAUUUCCUAUAACUCAAAAGGUUUUUUAAAAGGUAUUUAGAUUUGGAUUUUAGGUUUGGAGGUUCUCAGCCUGAGUGAAGUACAAAUACCUCUAGGCUAUCUCCACUGAAACAACCCACAACAAGCCCUGGAGGCAGCUGGAUUGAGAGGUAACCUCAACCUCAGUUUCUUACAGACUGUAUGUGUGAAGGGCAGACAGCUGGGAAAGAAUGAAGAACCCUCUGCUUUUGAGGGAUGACAGGCCCAAUUGCGUUCUGCUGCAGCUGAAGGCAAGAAGGAGCCAGCACAUAGCCAGUGACUGCAGAUGUGGUGGGGUGGGCAUGCUGCUAGCUGUGGGCACUUACAGGAGAGCUGAGUUCUUGAUCUUAGUUCCAGGCCAGAAGAAAGAACUGAAGGUUACAGCCAUUGGAAUGUCCUCAGGGAGCAAGACCAUUUCCAGCAUAGUGUGACUGAGGGUCCUAGCUGUGGCUUAGAAGGGGAAAGAAGAGCAAGGUUGAGCCCUCAACAAAGUUCAGUAAGAAGGAUCUAAGGCCAGAAGCACCAUCUCCCAUGUCCUGGCAUUAGAGGUGAUCAUAAUAACAAACUACUAAAAAUAAAAAGUAAAAAUGAGUAGGCAAAGAGAAAAGAAUCACAGCCAGCUACUAUGAGGAUAGGGAAGAACUGGAUUCAUUUUUAAGUGAGGAUACUGAAGCAAAAAAAGCUUCUCUUACUCCAAAGAGUAAGAUCAAAUAGUCUUGUGCCAAAAAGAAUUCUUGGAAGGAGUUAAAAUUUUUAACUUUAAAAAUCAAAUAAGAGAAAUUAAGGAAAUAUUAGGAACAAAAAUAAGAAAAAUCCAAGAAAACCAAGACUUAUGAAAAGAAAGUCAACCAACUAGAAAAAGAUCCAGAAUCUUAUGGAAGAAAACAAUUCUUUGGAAACUUGUUCUUGGACAAAGGGAAGUCAAUGAUUUAAGAAACCAAGAAAUAAUAAAACAAAAUAAAAAGAAUGAAAGAAAUAGAAGAAAUGUGAAACAUCUCAUAAGAAAAUAACUGAUGAUCUGGAAAACGUAUUAGGAAGAAAAAAACAUAAGAAUUCUUGGGCUACCUGAAAAUUACGAUCAGAAAAAGAAUCUUGAUACCAUAUUAAAAGAAAUACUUAAAGAAUGUUGCCCUAAAGUUUUAGAACAAGAGGAGAAAGUAGAAAUAGAAUAAAAAAAAAAUCUACCAACGACUACCUGAAAGAGAUCCUAUCAUGAAAACCUACAAGAAUAUCAUAGUCAAAUUUCAAAACCUCUAUAUUAAGAAGAAAAUAUUAUCAGUAACUAGAAAAAGUCAAUUCAAAUACUGCAGAGCCACAGUUAGAAUUACAUAAGAUCUAGAAGCUGCCACAUUAAAAGACCAUUGGAACACUAUAUAUCAAAGAGCAAAAGAACUAGGGCUAUGACCAAAAAUAACUUAUUCAUCAUAGUUAAGUAUAAUCCUGAACAACAACAAUUUAAAAAGAAAAGAUAUUCAAUGAAUUGACAGACUUUUCCAAUUUUUAUUGCAAAAAGAUCAGAACCUAAUACAAAAAUUAACACAUAAAAUCUAGGAGAAAUAUAAGGUAAACAUCAAAGACUAAUUACAAGGGAUUCAAUAAGGGCAAACUGUUUACUUUUUAUAUGCAGAAAUGUGAACUGUAUUCUUAAGACUGUCAGUAAUUGAGUAGUUCAAAAGAAAGAUUGAGGAUGAACUGAGUAUGAUGUGAUGCUAAAAAGCAAAAUUGUGUAAGAAAAGAUAAAAAGAGCCACUACCUCGUUAAUGCAAGAAAAAGAACUGAUACAAAGGAUUCAGGUGGGGGCAGAGGGCCAGUAGUCCUGGAAUUUGACUCUCAUCAGAUCUGGAUUAAAGAGGGAACAAUAAGGAUAUAAAUAUAUAUAAGGAAAUAAAGGGUAUAAAAAGUCUUCUAAAUUUAUAAAGAAAGAAGGUAAGGGAACAGGAUAAUAGGAGAAUAGCAGAAUAGAUUAAAAGUCAGAAUUGGACAUUGUGCUGCUUACAAGAAACAUAUUAAGAAGAAACAAUUAAAGGUUUGGAGUAGAAUGUAUGCAAAAAAAAAACAACAGGUAGCAAUUAUAUCAAAGUCAAAGCUAAAAUAGAUUUAAUAAAAGAGAUAAACAGGGAAGCUACAUAAUAAAAAGUACUGUAGAUUGUGAAGCAAUGUCAAUGCUAGACAUAUGCAAUACCACUGCACCUAAUUUUUUUUAAGCAUCUAAAUUUUUAAAAGAAAAAUUAAAUGAAUUACAGAUGGAAAUAGAUAGUAGUACUAUAAUAGUAGGGGACUUUAAUUUUCCCCUCUCAGAACCAGAUAAAUAACACUUUAGAUAAGCUAAAUAUGAUUGAUAUCUGGAGAGAAUUAAAUGAAAAUUAAAAAGAACAUACCUUUUUCUCAGUGGUAAAUGGUGCCUUAACAAAGAUUGAGUAUAUCUUAAGGCACAAAAAUUUUAUGGCUAAAAGCAGAAAUGUUAAAUGCUUUCUUGAUAGAGCACAAUGCAAUAAAAAUUGCUUUUAAUAAAGGACUGGAAAUAGGGUGGGGAGGAGGGAAGCUAAUUAGAGAUUAAACAACCUAAUUUUAAAGAAUGUUUGGGUUAAAGAACAAAUAAUAGAAAUAAUCAUCAAUUUUUUUCCCAUUAAUUUCAUCAAAGAAAAUUAUAAUAAUGAAACAGCAUAUCAAAACCUAUGGAAUACAGCAAAAGCAAUAAUCAGAGGAAAACUUAUGUCUCUUAAGUGCUUAUAUCAAUAAAAAAAAAAAGAGAGAGA